CGCUGGCCUUGCCCUGCGGGUAGGGGGUGGGUAUGCGCCCCCCAGCCUCGCCCCCGGGCGCGGCGCUGCCGGUGCCUCCGUCGGCGAGGCAGGAGGUGUGCACGUUAGCCGGGAGCCGCGAGGCGGGGCAGGGCAGCCCGCAGCCCCUAGCCGCUUUCCCAGCCGGCUGCUGCCGUGCGCACCGCCCUCGCCCGCUGAUGCAAUCAGAACCCGCAAGUGGCGGCAGCGGCCACGGUGGCGGCAGUAGACUGAUAGUCCGGCCCUGAGCCCGCGCAGUGCGCCGCCGCCACCCUGAGCUGCAGCCGUGUGCUCAGUGACCGCGGGGUUCCAAAAGCUGCGCUUCUCGAAACGAGAGCCUGCUCCGCCGCGGCAGGGAGGUACCGCCGUUUGCCAGCAUGAUGAAGGGCUGUCAGAAUGAGUGCACAACUGGAGGAUGUUUGGGAGAAACAGCAAAGCAUACAACAGAAUCUUUCAAGGCUUCAGACUUGAUUAUCACCCCAGCUACAACUUUCAAGGAAAAACCAGACCCGAGUGGUUUGGUUUUUGGAACUGUGUUCACUGAUAAUAUGCUGACAAUUGAAUGGUCCCUGGCUUCAGGUUGGGAGAAACCUUACAUUAAACCACUUGAGAACCUUUCAUUGCAUCCAGCCUCCUCAUCUCUGCAUUAUGCUAUAGAACCAAGAGGACAGACAGAGGAGAAUCUGGUGCCAAUGCUGUGGCUCAAUGAAUACACAUUGUUUGAAGGAAUGAAGGCUUACCGAGGAGUGGAUGGCAAAAUCCGCCUGUUCCGGCCCACCCUCAACAUGGACAGGAUGGUGCGUUCAGCAAAACGAGCAACUCUGCCAUGUUUUGACCAGAACGAGCUGUUAGAGUGCAUUCGAAAGCUUGUGGAGGUGGAAAAGGAAUGGGUCCCUUACUCAACGGCUGCCAGCCUGUAUAUCCGUCCUACCUUAAUUGGAACUGAGCCCUCCCUUGGAGUGAAGAAGCCGAGUAAAGCCCUGCUGUAUGUCAUAAUGAGCCCUGUAGGCCCUUACUUUGCAGGUGGAUGCUUCAGCCCUAUAUCCCUGUGGGCAGAUCCAAAAUAUGUGAGAGCCUGGAAAGGAGGAACAGGGGAUUGCAAACUGGGAGGGAAUUAUGGUUCUUCUAUUUAUGCCCAACAAGAAGCCAUGGAGUUUGGCUGCCAGCAGGUUUUGUGGCUCUAUGGAGAAGAUCACCAAAUAACUGAAGUUGGAACAAUGAAUCUAUUUCUCUACUGGAUAAAUGAAGAUGGAGAAUAUGAGCUGGCAACCCCACCUCUAGAUGGCAUCAUCCUUCCAGGAGUGACAAGACAAAGCAUUUUGGAUCUGGCACGCAACUGGGGAGAAUUUAAAGUAUCUGAGCGAUACAUAACCAUGAGUGACCUGACAACUGCCUUGGAACAGAACAGAGUGAAGGAAAUGUUUGGUGCUGGAACAGCUUGUAUUGUAUGUCCUAUCUCGAAAAUUUUAUAUAAGGGCAAGCAUUUGCACAUUCCAACUAUGGAGAAUGGACCUCAGAUAACCACCCGUUUCCUGAAUAAGCUCAGUGAUAUCCAGUAUGGAAGAGAAGACAGUGAUUGGGCCGUGCUGGUGUCAUGAAGGUGGAGGAGGAGUUCAGCCCCUCCAGACAGAACACACAUGAACAACGACGACUUCUGUAGCUGCCUGUGGGUAGCAUAUCUUUCUGUGUCAGUUUUCUCUCCAAGAUGAUUUUUUCCACAAUCCGGUGAAUCUGAACACAAUCGUUUUGAUUUCUACUGUAAUCCUAUUAGUAGAAGCCUAUAUUCUUGAUAGAGGUGCUAAAUAUUAGCAAUAGAACUUUCUUGAUGGUCUUCUUAGUGCCUCCUUGUGUCUUACGUACAGUCUGAAAACUUGUAAAAUGCUCUUCAACUGCUCUUCAAUUUGGUUUGGUUUAACUGCCAUCACCAGCAUGUUGUCAUAAAACACAAAGCUGUUGCCAGUUAGUUGGCCACAGGGUUUUAUUGAUAUUCUCUGUUUAGGAAACAAUUUGUUUUAGCCACGUGCUCUUUUCUUUCAUCUUCUGCUUGUACAGGGGACUCCUGAGUUUGCAUAGCCCUCUAGAUCCCUCAUGUAUACCCUGUCAAGUAACAGUUCUGUGCUUUAGCCUAAAAUUCUCUGAGUCAGUCUGGCCUGCAGUAUGCUCCCUGUUGGCUUACUGCCUUUCCCUCCAUGGGGAUAUGCAGUGGCUUCUUGGGCAGUGUAUGUCUCUUGAACAGUUGAAUACAUCCUUCUAUUCAUGAUUUACAUUGCUAGGUCAGGGCAUGCUGAGACAAGAAUUACUCUUUGUCUAGUCUGGGCAGGGCACUGCAGAAACAGCAUUGGCCUUCCAGGUGAAUGCCAAGAAAAGAUUGGACAAUUGUGGCUGUAAAAAUUGAACCACUCUUCACAGCAGUUAAACCCAUGGGCUGAGGAUUUUUUUUUCCUCAUCCCAUCACAAAAUUUAGAUUAGCAAAAGUUAUUCUUGUCCCUUUUCCCACUCACGGUGAAAUGUGUCCAGCCUCCAAUGACACAUGUAAUAGGGCCUUCCUAUUAAGGAAUAAACUAUGUUGUUGACAGAAAAUACCUAGUACAAGAAGGAAAGAGAUUUCAUUCAAACCCUGAUUUCACUCCAGUUAAACAUCUAUUUCUUCAUGUACUACUGCUCUCUCACUGAAAGCAGCAGAGAGCAUGUAGCCCAUAGGGAAAAAACUUCUGCUAAUGUCCACUAACGUCAUACUGUAGUAUUUAUUAGCUUUCUCUUUUUGCACACAGCUUUGUCAAACAGCUUUAAGAUCUCUCUUGCCAAAAAGGAUCACCAUCUUCUGUAUCAAUGUUCCAAAGUGCUGCUUCAUUAUGAAACUGGUGGAGCUUUGUUGACACUGGCAGAGUCAGUAAAGGCGUAAAAGUGAAACAUUUAUUACCAUAGUUAGCAGUAGAGAUGCUCCAGUAUUAAGGAAAAUAUUUAGCUCUUUGUAGACCAAACAGUAUCUCUCACAUGCUUUAUAAGUCCUGUGUAGUUAGUGGCAUUUAUUAACAUAGUUUAAAAAGGCAAAAUACAGUUUCUGGUAGACCACCCAUGCCUUAACUGUUAAAAAGUAGCCUUAUGGCUUUCCUGUUCAUUUUUCGGUUAGAUUUUAAAGACAGCCCCUACUUAGCCAUCAGUUUCUUUUGCUUCCUCAAAUUAUGACUUUUACUACCUUUCACUGCAGUCCAGUCUGACCUUUUAAUGAAGAACAGUUGAAGGUUCUCUCUGACAGUGUUAAAUUUUGUCAGAUAGUUUUCUCUUUAGGAUACAACUGCAAGCACAAAAUGUCAUUUCACUUACAGUAGCAAUAGUAGCGUGUGUCCCUUCUGUGACCAUUUGGAUCUGUAUUGCACGCUAGUCUUUUUCAGUAUCUCACUAUGUAUCGCAAGAUGCUGUUAAUCUUUUUAUUUAAUUAGAUGGCUGGAAAAAUUCACAUGGGGAGUUACAUCAAAAUGCAGUGUGGGUUAGAGGGUAUAAUCCAAUGAGACAAGUAUCAUAACUAAAGAGUGCCUUUAACUAGAGUGUGAUGAGGAGCUCUCUAAAGAUUGUAUCAUGAGCAACCACAUGUGGCUUCCCAUCACUGAACUAUCUAAUCUGUCCCUUUAUGUUCAUCUUAGAUUUAGCAGCAAAAGGAAAAGUGGAACUAAGUAAUGCCAGAUGCAUGGAUCAUGACACCAUGGUACUGUGGUGUAAACCUAAAAGCUGUGUAAAACUUUUUUUAAAACGGGUGGAAGUAAUUUCAUGUGAAGAAACCAGGUGGUUUCAUUUAUUGUAGUUUGCACUGUCCACUGCAGAGGCCAGAGACACAACUUUACUUUCAUUGCACCUCCAAAAUGAUGGGAGUUGAAACUGGAAUGACCCACAGAAAUGUUUAGUCUUUUCUAACAGGGAGGAAUGGAAAGACAUAGUGUGUGUUAGCUGUUGUCUUCAACAUAUUGGUUAAUUGCUUUACCCUGGCUGCAUCAACUCAAAGUUGUGCUUGUUUCCAGAUGGGAUCCAGGUGAACAGGUUCUAGAUUUUAAACUUUGAAACUUUGAAAUAAGGCAGAUGACAAGUCAGCAUAAUACACAAAAUUCUUCUAUUCCAUGCUGUCCUACCCUGCAUUCUGCCACUUCUUUUUUUUCAUCCUGUUAACCAAAGGAAAGAAAUAGUAUUUGUAAAUAAUAGUAUUUGGUAUUGCAUUCUUCCUGUAAAAUUUAGGAAGGAACUGUGGUGCUCCUUGAGCUAAUAAUAGAUUGUAAAAGAAUGUCUGCACGUAUUUCCUCCAUGUGCCCUGUUCAUUUAAUUGAAACAUAUUUACAUAGAGUAUGGUUCAUCAUAAGUAGGCAAUUAUCCAUUCUUCAUCACUUAGUUAUGUUUCUGCUAAUUGAUGAUUUAAAGACAUAAGAUAGUCUGCUAUUAGGAGAAUUUGAGACUUCAUAAAAAAUCAAAAUAAUAUUGUUUUGUCAUAUUUGCAUAACUGACUGCAAUUACUUCAUGUUUAAUUGGGUUGAUCAAAUGAGAUUCAGCCUUUCACAUGCUUAUGUUUUACCAACAGUGUUACUUUAAAAUUAUAAUAAUAUACUCUAAUUUUUGUAUGUUCUUUCUUCUCCCCUUCAUUGUUGUGAUGAUUAUUUUCACUAUUGAGCAUAUCCUUAAUUUUCAAUUUGGUGAACAGAAUUCAUGCAUAGGAGGGAAGUGUUUCAAAUGAGACAACUGUUCACGAAACUAGCAUUUCAUCAAGCUGUUCUGAUGCCAAGAGUUAUAGCUUCAGCAACUGGCAUUACUUAACUAGAUUCUUAAUUGCAAUGAGGGCAGAUUUAGUGAGAAUUUACUGUGACAGACUCUGGUAAGAAUGCUAAUAAAGGUUCCUGCUUAGGGUAGAUAAGCUGUGGAAGCUGUGUCAGUGCAAAGCAAACUUAAUUUUUCUGGGAUACAAAAGGGAAAUCUGAUAAGACAAAAGCAAGACAGUGAGAGAUCUCUCUGCCCAGACAUUGUUUACACCUGUUCAACUAUCUCAAGCCAAAAAGCAGUUGUCCUCUACUCCUCUUUCUAGAUAAACUCUUGUUUAGGAUUUACCAUUCUUCAUGUCUGAGGAAAAGUAAGUAUGAAAUACAUAUACAAGAGAGGAUCAAGAAUAUAACUCUGCUAAAUUAGGUAAUGUGGGAAAUUGUGAUAUUUGAAAGAGGCAUUUGGAGUUAAAGUUAUUUAAAGUAUCUGUUAAGUAUGUGAUUUUCUAAGGACAUAGAGAGAAAAACAACUGGGACUGAUUUCACAGCUGCCUAAUUAGAGCAGGAACCCUCUUGAAAUCAAUGGCCUCUCCAAAAUUGUAUGUGUAAUCUCAACAGAUUGUUUUGUUUGAACUGUCUGUUGAUAGUGCCUUGCUAUGAAAUAGAAUAUAGAGAUGGUAGCACAGCCUGCCAGCCUAUGGUACAUCGACUCUCUGCACAGAUGCUAAGUUCUACUGUUCUAGCAGCAGGUGUAAACCAUGGUUUAGUGUGCCCUGAGGUAGACUGUUCCCUGCUUUCUCUCCUUUUCACACAGACUUGUAGCCCCUUUUCCACAGACUCCUAUCAUGAUGCUACUUACUCUCAAAUCUCAAAGUAACUAAGCAAAUGUUGCAUUCUUUUUGCUUUUAGCAGUACUUACAGUUUUAAAAAAAAAGAUUUGUAGGUGUUCAGGUGCCAGAAUUGCACUUUACCACCUGCUUACGUAAUGCCUGAAAAAACUUUCUGACUCUGGACAAGUUAUCUCACUUCUAAGUGCAGAGUGCUACCAUUUACACCACUUCUAACUGUAAUCCAAAGUUUUGCAUAAAAAGAUAUUUCACUACAGGUCAAAUAAGCUUUCCAGAAUAUCUUUUAAGCAGUAGAGAAAGAUGUUCAUGUAAAGACCAGUAUUGCAAGGAUUGCUUUAGAGUAUAAGUACCUUCAUUGUGCAAGAGAAAACAUGUCAUUUGAAUUAGAAAUGUAUUUAAAGUUUGCUGUAUAAACCCAUAAACAAGUAUGUCAUUAAAAAUGUAAAGUAGCAUAGAAGAAGAUCUCAAAAAGAUAAUUCACCUCUAUCUCUCAAACAGUGUUGGCUGAAAGGAAUGCUUGGAGGAAGCAUCGCACUCCUCAAGGUAGUCAUUAGACUACAGCUGUUCUGGAGGUACUCUGUUGUGUAGCUCUUUAUCACUACAGAUUUUCUGAACUUCAAUAUUAAGUAGCUGAGGGUUGUAUUUUAUUGUACUUUGUCAAGAUUUGGAAAACUAAUUCCUAAGUCCUAAAUCAUUUAAACUAAAUAACUUCUUAAUAAGUAUUUAUAUUUUCAGUCAAAAUAGCAAAAGAAAGUCCCAGUAUCACACUAGUGAAAAAUAACUGUUGCAGCAAUCCUUCUGUUCAUGCCAUGCUUUAAGCAUGAUGGUUAUUAGUGGGAAUUCCAAGGUAUUUCCCCUGACUAUGUAAAAUCUGAAUGCCAUCUGUUGCCAGCUCCAAACCCAAAAUGUAGCAAUUACCUUGAGCUAGAACAAUUAAAUGUAUUAGGACUUAGCAGGUGGAAUUAGUAACUCAGAAAUAAAUCUCCUUAACUACAUUCAAACUUAAUAAAAAUGAUGGUGUUUAAAUUCAAUUGUAAUAAUAGUGUGUCUAGAUCCUCAUCCCUCUCUCUGAACACAAAUUAAUACCAUUUGCUUAUUGUAAAACUGUAUUGUGUCUGAUUUUUACCACAUCCUGAAUUCUUAAUGCCAUGCUUUAAAAAGAAGAAUCUUGAAUUUCAUGCUUAUAGGAAGAUCAUAAGGAGGCUUUAAAACCUUGCUAUAAAAUGUUGAAGUCUUUAAUAUAUCUGCUGGGUAAAGUUAAGGUAGAAAAUGAAAAGACAACCUUAUGAAAGUAAUUAACUACAGUGUUCCAAAUGGUUUUUCAACACUGAUAGUUUUGGGGGUUUACCAAAGAGGUAUAUGCAGAGAAUAGUAGAUAAAAUAAGUGUUGUUCUUUUUUUCCUAAGAGCUGGUUCUCUUAAUAAUACUAACUUUUUGUAGGGCUCAAUUCUGCGAAGCUUAGAUAAGUCAUCUAAGUGUGAGAUGGAGAAGCUCAAAAGUUAUCUUGGGCAGCACUGUCUUGCAAGAACCAAUUUUGUCUCAUUUUAUGAUUAAAGCGAUCAAGACCGGAAUAUAGAAUCUUUUUAAAUUUUCACCUUUUGGUGAAAGUUUUGGUUUUCACGUUAGAAUUCUGUUACAGUGUCACUAAACUAUUGUCUUAAACAAUUGUGUUUCAGUAGGUUACGAGAAGAAAGAAACAUUCUUAUUCUUCAAGUAAUUACUUCCUUCCUAUAUGCCAAAUUCAUUCUUCAUUCUGCUUUAGUCAUUGCUAGAAUUGUGACCCCCUUCAGGUGAAACAAGAGGUUUUAUCUCUAUCGUGCUCACUAAUAUAGUCUUGAGUUUUUAGUAAGUAUUAAGUACUUGCAACAAAUGCAAAAGUGAGAAGUCUGUUUCCAGAACAGGCAUGCUAAGAAGUGAGAGUAAAAGUGUCCAUCAAGUCAGUCAAGAGAGGGUCAGAAGAAUGUCAUCACUAUUUUCAUUCACUCCCAAACAGAGACUACGCAGCUACCCCAAAUGUCUGGCAAGAUGGUAGGUUGUUAUUGCUAUUGAAGAAUGCUCAUAGGCAGUUGCUUAAAUUCCUGCAUUUGUGCCUACAGUUUCCUAACUUUUGCCCUAGUAUCUUUACUGAAACCUGCAACACACUCGUAUAUGCCAUGAAACAGGAAACUCUUAGAUCAAAACAAACAUGUAAUGUUGCAGAUCAUCUAACAGUGAGAAGCUGUUUUCUACAAGCCAUUUUCUAAUGGCCCAGUAGCUGACUAGAAUUGCAAGUAGGAGGCAAAUAUAUCCUUAAUUCUCUUUCAUAGUUGAGGACAUUGACAGAGUAAAAUUACUCCCAGGGAGAUGGCUUGGACUCUAACUUGGCCACUAUAGUAGAGAGUGAUGGAAUGCAAAAGAUUCUUUGCAUGAUGGAGACAAGCAGGGAUUUUAUCUGAAGCUAUUUGCUGUUUUCUUUGAAGUAGUAAAUUUGGAAAGACAGAUGUCCCAAUCUGCCUGACCUUCAAGGCAUUUUGAAGGGUGCAGUAGUAGUUACUGGAACUGUAGCAUAUAAGGAGUGGGAAAUGAGCAACUUAAGGAGAAGUAAACAGCUCUCUUUCCUCAAAAGUUAGAAUUAACUGGGUAUUUUACAAGGAUGUGAGCAUAUAAAAGCAGUCAAGUGUGGAAAAAAUACUGGAUAAACUGAAGGAAACUCUACCUCAUUCUUCACUGAAGGUUUUGUAGAAGCACAAUUAAGCACUCCUAAUGGCAUUGUUACGUACAGACCAUCUGGCAUGAAGAAACACUUUAUAUUUGUAUGUCUGUAAAUCCUGUAAUAACUGUGUUGUGCUGGCAGUAGAAACAGUCUACACUAUGUGCAGUUUUCCUCAUCAAAUCUGUAAUAAUGCAAUGUUUCUGUCUCCAAUAAAGGAAUUUAAUGGGCA
Molecule: messenger RNA, 8520 nt
Organism: Pogoniulus pusillus (Red-fronted tinkerbird)
Lineage: Eukaryota; Metazoa; Chordata; Aves; Piciformes; Lybiidae
Gene: BCAT1
Product: branched chain amino acid transaminase 1
Exons: 12
Coding region: 396-1616 (406 amino acids)
Biological process (GO): L-valine biosynthetic process; L-leucine biosynthetic process
Cellular component (GO): mitochondrion
Molecular function (GO): branched-chain-amino-acid:2-oxoglutarate transaminase activity
Source: RefSeq, a predicted model, not a curated record